AUGAAAGUUCGUUUCAAGAGUCAGACUGAAUAUCAGAGAAGUUACAGGUCGAGAAGCGCUUCACCCCUGCGCUCUGCACAGUUUGCUGGGCUUCGCUCUGAUCAUAUGGGUAUCAGUCAAGAACCAUGUUUCCAAAGACGAAAGAAGUUCAAUUCCCAUCAUCCCCCUUUGCCUUGGAGAACUGUAAAUAAAUCUGCCAACGAAAAUGCAGCAGCUGCCGAACCUGGACCACUGCCCACUGGACAGCCAUCAGAAAAGACAAUGGUCACUGAGAAGCAUGAAACAAGCGACCAGUCUCAACAGCACAAGAGCUAUUCACCAAUACUUUUGAAUUCACAGGAAACCUCCAGGAAUAAUGCACUACGUAAAAAAGCUGGACUAAAGUUGACAAGAUCUGCUCUGCACAAAACUGAGUAUAACAGACAGUUUGGCCAAAAAAUGGCACCAGCUGCUCCUUCUCCCAUGUUGACCGCAAACGAGGCUCUCCGCUCGAGUCACAUCAUCCCACCUUUUAAGAACCACCCUGUAGCUAUGGAUACCGAGUACCAGCGUAGUUUUAAAGGCAUUGCCCCAACCACAAGUCCACGGCUUCGGAAAAAACUGGAGAAUGAAAUAACCCCGUUGUUCUACACACAUGUGGAUAAGAACACGAAGUUGCCCAAGAACAAGCCUAAUCCGAGAAAUGACAUGCCAAGUCCAGAAGUCAAGGUCGACAAGCAACAGUCAUCUCCAAAAGAAAUGUUCCCUGACUCUACUCUGUCACACUCAAAGACACACAGGGUGUUGACAGAAUAUGAAUCCAGGUUUUGUUCCCCAGAAGAAAUAAAUGAUACCACAAGCCACACACCACAGAUUAAAGCGCUAAGAGAACAGGCUCUGCAAUACCGCCGCAGAGCUUGGGGAACACAUUUCUCUAGAGAUCAUUUAAGCCAACUUCUGUCUGAACACAAUGCAUUGUGGGAGCCCACAGGAACUAUUGAAUCACUGAGUGAGAGGCCCGAGUCCAUAUGUCUGGACCUGUGUCAGAUCAGCUCUGCAGGCCCCGUCAGUAGCAGAGACUCUUGUCUGGAGGUUCUGGACUUGGCCAGCAACUCCAGUUGUAAGGACUCUGAUGUUUGUACGAAAGGUGAAAAAAAUAGCAAAAUGUCCACAACUAAUGCUGAAACCCCUCAAAGGACUCCUAAUGUUGUGGCUGAAGAUACAUCGCCCUUACCACAAAAUGAUGAAUCAGAUGGAGAAGAGGGAGGAAGAUUACAAACUCCAGAAAUGAAGUUGUUGCCCAUUCAGAGGACUCACCAUGACCGCACAACACCUGCUGCAGUAGGAGGUGCUAUAUUAGUGGGAAAGCCAUUAGAAACUGAUGAAGUCUGUCACAAGUCAAGCACAACAAACUCUGUGCACAUUUUGAAACCCAGGGAAGCUUGGACAGACUCCAGGCAGCACAAACAAGCCCCAAAACCAAUUGCAUCCAGAAUAACCCCUCCCCUGCCACCGCCUCUGUCCUCCACUGUUCCCUUUCACUGUAUCCAGGGAACCUUACGAAAUGCUGACUUCCAGCAUAAUGGGCCUUUAGGUCUAAGAUUAAACACGAGAAAGUGUGGAACGGCUUGCUGUUCGGAUGAAGAUGACCAUCUUUCAGUGAUGUCGUCGCUGUCUGCAGCUUCAUGCACAAGGGCAUCUGCAGUUCUGAAGCGUGCCCAGAGGAGACGGGGAACUUUCUGGGGGGAAACAUGA
Knipowitschia caucasica is the source of this 1734-nucleotide messenger RNA. NCBI's taxonomy places the organism in Eukaryota, Metazoa, Chordata, Actinopteri, Gobiiformes, Gobiidae. The record is from the annotation of a GenBank genome assembly.